Molecule: messenger RNA, 2314 nt
Organism: Gavialis gangeticus (Gharial)
Lineage: Eukaryota; Metazoa; Chordata; Crocodylia; Gavialidae
Product: galanin receptor type 1-like
Exons: 3
Coding region: 55-1140 (361 amino acids)
Biological process (GO): neuropeptide signaling pathway
Cellular component (GO): membrane
Molecular function (GO): G protein-coupled peptide receptor activity
Source: RefSeq, a predicted model, not a curated record
CAACUAGCAAGUACCCCCAGGAGCCAGUCCCUCCCUUCUGCACACCCUGGCUCCAUGGAGAAGAAGGAAAUUGUGCUCUCUCUUGACGCUAACACCAGUGAGUGUAGUGAUGGGGCUAACCAAACAGGCUCCCUACAUUGCUGGCCAGAAGUGACUGGAGGUGGUCCAGAGGUGAUUAUUGUGCCUGUUCUCUUUGGUGUGAUAUUUCUGUUAGGCAUGGUGGGAAAUACCUUGGUCCUGGUAGUGCUGGGACACAUCCGGCCCAAUGGACGCCCUUCACGGAGUGCCACAAACAUCUUCAUUCUCAACCUGAGCAUUGCGGAUUUCUCAUUCCUGCUCUUCUGUGUCCCCUUCCAAGCCACAAUCUACUCCCUACCUGAGUGGGUCUUCGGUGCCUUCUUUUGCAAGUGGGUUCACUACCUGGCCAUGACCACCAUGCUGGUCAGCAUCUUUACUCUGGUAGCCAUGUCUGUGGACAGGUACAUUGCUGUGGUGCAUGCAAAGCGCUCCCUCUGCAUCCGCAGCAAACGCAAUGCUGUCAUGGGUGUCAGUGUCAUCUGGCUGCUGUCACUGCUCAUUGCCAUCCCUGUUGCCCAGCACCAGGCCCUCAUGAGUGGCCAUGAGAAGGCACCCAACAGCUCUUUCUGCUGGGAACACUGGGCUGAUGGUUCAGCUGCCAAGCAGACCUACAAGGUUGCCAUCCUGGUGGUGGGGUACCUGCUGCCCCUGGUGCUCAUCACCUGCUGCUAUGCCAAGGUUUUAUAUCAUCUUCAUACAAAAGUAAAAAACAUUUCUAAGAAAUCGGAGAGAUCAAAGAAAAAGACAGCACAGACAGUACUACUUGUGGUUGCUGUGUUCUUGAUCUCCUGGCUGCCACAUCACAUCAUCACCAUGUGGGCAGAGUUUGGGCAAUUUCCACUGAACAAUAUCUCCUUCACCUUUCGCAUUGUCUCUCACUGCCUAGCAUAUGGGAACUCUUGCAUUAACCCUAUCAUCUAUGCGUUCCUCUCUGAGAACUUCCGCAAGGCUUGUCAGCAAGUCUUCACCUGCAAGUUCCUCCUGCAGCCAGGUCCUGCUGAGAAGCUGGUGAGAAUACGUAUGGAGAACUUCUCCACCACCCAUUCAACAACUAAUGUGUGAACUGGGCAUACAAAUAAGAAUCUCUUUCGGAAGAAAUUAAUGUUAAAAAAAAUGGGUAAAAAAAUCUGACUCCUACUGAUUUAAUUCAAGAUUAGCAUGUGCUUUGUAAGAAUAACUCAUUCAUUAGAUCAGUAGCAUUGCAGGAGUUGGCCCUCCAUAAAGCUGUUGAGAACAGUUCACAGAGCUGGUUGUCACGGCCUAUUAAACACUGGAUUCUGUAACCCUGUGGAACUUGGAUAUCCUGGUGAUGGGUUCUAUGAAGUCUUUGGUAUCUGUAGAUCCCUAUAAAGAUGUUGAGACAGAAGUUUAUAUAGAAGGUAGUUUAAUCAGAAAGGAAACAACACAGACCUGUGUUGUAAAAAAAAGCUGUUAGUGAUGAGGUUAAACACAAGUGGAAAUGUAAUAUUUGGAGAAAUUAUUUGUAGUAGUUAAGGAAGAGCCUUGAAGUGUUCAGUGAUAUUGUGUCUUAACUAAUGUCAGGGCAUUAGUGUUUCUAGGUUGUGUUGGUUGGGCUUAUUUUGAAUUCAUUAGCUUUGAUUAGGUCUUCCUGUUUCACAAAGGAUUUCCUUAAGAAGAGCAGGAGGAACAUGCAUAACCUUAGCCACAAUGUGCUCUUAGAGAUCUAGGCAUUUCCAUUUGGCAUCUCUUUAUUGCCUUCAUACUUCUGGGAUUGAAUGCUAGUAUUCACCUGAAUGCAACUGAUAAUAUUAAUUAUUGCCUCUAGUACUGGUCUAUAUGAAUGAGACAGAGAUUUGCUAAGCACUCUUCCAAUAAAGGCAAAGCUACUGCUGCCUAUCUUUCAUUUACCUUGUGGCAGAAGUGCACACAUCAUGGUUUAUUCACCCAUAGCCUUUGUGUCAGUCUCUCUCUCUCUGAAGAUAUUGCAUACAAAUAGUUUUGUUGGUACAUGUACUGUAAAGCAUAUCUAUCCAAAUGCUUUUAUUGGACAGUGUGUCACUUGAAAUUAAGAGAAAAGGCCUCAUUUUAUAGAACUGUACCACAGUCACUAUUUGAUGGAUCAUCCAUACUGAGCAUUACUGAUAAGAGCUGCUAUUUGUAAACAUACAAAAGUGUCACUAGUUCAUUCUGUAAAAUUGGCUGGAACAAUCUUAUUUCUCAUUGUUAUGUAAUUAUGUCAUUUGACAAUACUGCAUUAAAAUACUGUGUGCAGCAA